GUUGUUUUGAAUGUUGCAUUAAGUGCUUGGGAGGAGUUCCAUAUGCUUCACUUGUGGCAACAAUACUCUGCUUCUCUGGAGUAGCAUUGUUUUGUGGCUGUGGUCAUGUGGCUCUUGCAGGAACUAUAUCCAUCCUUGAACAGAAUUUUUCCACAAACGUGACUGACCAUGCUUUGUUAUCUGAAGUAAUAAAACUAAUGCAAUAUGUGAUCUAUGGAAUUGCAUCAUUUUUUUUCUUGUAUGGAAUUAUUCUGCUAGCGGAGGGUUUUUAUACCACAAGCGCUGUGAAGGAGCUGCAUGGUGAAUUCAAAACAACAAUCUGUGGUCGUUGCAUCAGUGGAAUGUUUGUUUUCCUCACUUACAUUCUUGGGGUGGCCUGGCUGGGUGUUUUCGGCUUCUCUGCUGUGCCAGUCUUUAUGUUCUACAACAUGUGGUCAACUUGUGAAGUCAUCAGAUCACUCUCAGCAAAUAUGACUUCAGCAGACCAGAUCUGCGUGGAUAUCCGGCAGUAUGGGAUCAUCCCUUGGAAUGCUGUCCCUGGUAAGGCAUGCGGAUCGACCUUAGCUAAUAUGUGCAGCACACCUGAGUUCUAUUUGUCUUAUCACCUGUUCAUUGUGGCCUGUGCUGGAGCUGGUGCUACUGUUAUAGCCCUGAUCCACUUCCUCAUGAUACUAUCCUCUAACUGGGCCUACUUAAAGGAUGCAAGCAAAAUGCAGGCUUACCAGGAUAUCAAAGCAAAAGAAGAGCAGGAACUUCAGGAUAUCCAGUCUCGAUCCAAAGAGCAACUCAAUUCUUACACAUAAACGUUUGCCAGAGUCUUUUUUCAGAAGAAUUUUGUAGCUCUGACAAAUCAUCGAGCAGAUAUAUUGUCCAAGCACUCCUGGGCCAUAUCCAUAGGAAAAAUUUGCAGAGAAUAUCCUUCAUUCCUUUUAGCACUGAAUUUGGAACUGGGGGUGGAGGGAGGGCAUGUCAUUCUAGGCCACUUUAAAACAAAGGUUGCCAACUUAAACACCUUUAUGGAUUUCUCUUGGCAAUCAUAACAUUAUAAUUAUUAUUGUUCCUAAGCAGGGUACCAGAGUUGGUAUUAUCCAGCCCUGUGAUGUCUAGAAGAUUUUAAAAGGCUGUAUAUAAUUGCACAGGUGUAAGUAACUCAGAUUCUAGUAUUUGACUAGAUAUUUCUUUUAUUCUGAAUACUUGUAAUUUUGCUGAUUUGAUACAGUUUCAGAACAUUAUAAAUCAACAUUCAGUUCCUGUCAAAAUUAAAACUGGACCUUGCACAUUAAAUGCCAGACGUGUUUUUGGUUUUGUUUUUUUGGAGACACUCCCUUUUCAACAAAGCUGCAAUGAGCCUCUCUUGUUCUACUGCACUUAUCAGAGUAAGCUGGGUGCUAUUGCCCCAGAGAAGUUUUUUUUUUUAAUUGUUUAAUAAAAUAGACCCAAACCCUGUAAUCAGUAUAAUGAUUCCCUUCUCUGAAAAUAAAUGUCAGCUUUGCCUUAAUGUUUAUUUUCUAUAAAUGUCUUUGAGCAUUUAUACAGCAGCUGGAAAUCAUUAUCCUGUCUCAAUUUUAUCAAAGCAGAAAAUAUUACCCCGUGGUCAGUAAUUUAAUUGUUUCAAGUGAACAGAUGAUAUUUUGUAGAACUUAAAAACCUUUAGCCAUUCAGAUUACAGGUCGAUACUCACCUCAAUUUUGGUGCUCAAUCCAAUAGGCUGUAAUUGUUUUCUCUUAUGAAAAAUCUUGAUGUUCAGAAAAUAGAGGGUGCCAUUUCAAACUGUCUCCCUUAAUAUCUGCCUUCUAGCAUUUUCAGAAAUUUCAGUGCUAGCUUACUAGUGAUGAUGGUUUUUGGUGUGCUAUUUUUUAAAAAAAACAUAAAUGUUGAAGAAAAAUAAAAUGCAUCAGUGAGUUUUAAAUUGGUGAAAGAUUAAGUCAUACAUCCAUGUUUUGAAUGUGUGCUGAAUAGGAAUGCUCCUUUAGAACAUAAAAGACAUGUGUUGAAAGUACAAGGUUGGACAAAAAAUAUUGGUAUGGAAAAUGAAAUCAGGUAUUACCUUGCAUUUAAGUUCGUUACAUGCCUAAAGCUGACUUUCUUUUUAAAGAAGCAAAAUCUAUAUAAAGCAGAUAAGAAAUAGCUUAGUGUUUGUUUUUACCUGUUGCAUGAAGGAAACAAGUUUCUACAGCAAUGCAGGUGAUGUUCUUUCUAGUCCAGUGUUUGCAUAAAGGUAACAGACAAUGUCUUAAAGCCUAAUUCUUUUCUAAUUCUUUGUAGCUGUUACUGGGAGUUUUUUGAAGUUUUGUUUAAGUAGUCUAAUUUUUUUAUGUAAAAAGUAUUCAAUUUUGCUAUGUAUAAAUUUUUGUAACCUAACCGUGAAUCAAUAUUUUAUAUCAGUGCCAAGGGCUUCCUGUAGUUAUA
Python bivittatus (Burmese python) is the source of this 2409-nucleotide messenger RNA. The record is from RefSeq and is a predicted model, not a curated record. NCBI's taxonomy places the organism in Eukaryota, Metazoa, Chordata, Lepidosauria, Squamata, Pythonidae.